This is a messenger RNA of Plectropomus leopardus (leopard coralgrouper), 4043 nucleotides long. RefSeq lists its product as uncharacterized. Lineage: Eukaryota; Metazoa; Chordata; Actinopteri; Perciformes; Serranidae. Gene Ontology annotation, molecular function: RNA polymerase II transcription regulatory region sequence-specific DNA binding; DNA-binding transcription factor activity, RNA polymerase II-specific. Gene Ontology annotation, cellular component: nucleus. The record is from RefSeq and is a predicted model, not a curated record. Gene Ontology annotation, biological process: regulation of transcription by RNA polymerase II.
AACACAGUCGGCUGCCGUGAAAUAAAAAUAGAGAAGAAGAGAUCUCUAUUAACAAAUUAACUCACCAUGGAACUGCUUGUUUUCAGUGUUUUUCCGUUUAAUUGGAGUGCCUCUUUUAUUUAGAGGAGAAGUUUUGUAGUUUCAGUGAGACAGAGACGCCGCUCACGUCUUUGUCGUACAGUUACUACUAAAACUAGCUAAGUGUGGCUAGGUAGGUAGCUAGCUAGUUGGCUAACAGCAGCUACUCAAAUUUUCAGCACCGGCGUGAGAAGAUGGACUCAAAUGUCUUCACGGCCAUUUCCAAAGGUGACCUCUUACCUUUGGCGUCGCUGCGCCUCCUGGUCCCACCUUUCCAGCUCAUGGCAGCCUCCAUGAUGCAGGUUCUGAAGAAGCAAGAUGUCAUGAACUACUGGAAAGUGGCAGAGUUUGUCUCUUUGGUGACAGACAUGGUCCCAGAGCUUUUAAUGAAGAAGCACAGGACACAACUUAACCUGGGUUUAAGAGCCAGGUUUAUUCUUGAGUUGUGUCGAAGUGAACAGCUUGUGGAACCCGACUUCAUCUUGUCUCAUAUGGACCAGAUCAAGCAGCAACAGCCCACCCUGGUAGAUACGAAUGAAUCAGAAGAGGAGGAAGUUGUGGUUACCUUUCUUGAUCUGAUCCAGACUCUGCUUAAAGAUCCUGAAGAAAGACGAGACUUUUUCUCGGAUGUCUUCCCUGCUGAGUAUGGACCUCAGUAUGACAGUGACUUGCGGAUGCUGUUUUCUGAGUUCCUCUGUCGGCUUGCUCAGCUGUUGCCAGUUCCUGACCUUGAGCAGACUGUUUCCUGGCUUGGAGCCGAUUGCUCUGUGUUAGAGGAUUGUGUGCAUUCAGUAUCUGAGCCGACAGACCUGAAAAAUUUGCUCCAGCACCACAAAUGUCUCGGACAUCUAGAGCAACAUGUUCCACCUUCCAGCAUGGGCGAGAGCAUCCUUUCCUCCCUCUGUGCAGCUCGUCUUAUCCCUGUGGCAAAACCUUCAGAACAACCCGACCAAUCAGAUCCACUGCAAGGUCUCAGUGAUGACACGCACACUGUAUUUGUGGAUGAUGUUGCAGUUGAAAUAAUCACAGUGACAGAUUACACCGAGGUUGAAUUAGAUGGAAGUACGGGCAUAGAGGUGAUGGAAGAAAACUGCUUUGAAGGGACAGUGACUGCAGAUUCGCUGGUAGUGCUUUCUGAUGAGGCAGCUAAGGAAGAAGAAGUGGGUGAAGCAGAGGAAGAAACAACACAAGCUGUAAGUGGUUUGGCAAACAUCAUCCAGCCAGAGGUUACCAAAGUUGACUUUGCAUCCGCCCAACAAAAAGUCUCUUUGGGACCUCAUGACUGCCCAGACUGUGAGAAGAAAUUUAAGUUUGCCUCUUCGCUAAUCGCACACAGGGUCAUCCACACCGGUGAACGCCCACACCGGUGCAAUGACUGCGGUCGCUGCUUCUCUUUUAGGCAGUCUCUCGACAGGCACAGACACACGCACAAAGCAGGGCGCAAGUACAACUGCGCUGUCUGCAGGGAAACUUUCGACUCCUUGUCAGCCCGCACAGAGCACAAGCAAACACACAUGGAAGACGGUGUUUACACGUGUCAUCUGUGCAACAAGAAAUUCAACUGGGAGCUGGCACUUGCCAGACACUUAAAAACUCACACAGAUAAUCACAAUGCAAACAAGCCUGCAGAAAGUCAGAAGGAUUGGCAAGAGGUUGUUUUAGGUGAUGAGAAUGUCAGCGAGGCUCCUGUUGCACUUGCUGAACCGGACAGCCUGUUAAAGGCGGAAGAUAAUGGCGAUCGUGAUCCAGGGAACGCAGAGGUUCAGAGCUGCGAGUGUACCACCUCUGAGCUGGAAGGCACAGUACCUGAACUGAACAAUGAGGUCAUUUCCCUGGUGAGUGUCCGCACAAGUGGGCGCAAACGCAAACCGACCAUGAAGGUCCAGGUGAUAAAUUUACAGAAGCGCAUGGCCACUAAAAGAAGGAAGGAGAUCACUAAGGCCAACCCCCCAGAGCUGAAGCCGCUGGCUUUCAACUGUGCAGAACACUCUUACGGAUCACCCAUGGUGUCUUCAAAGGACAGUGAUGAAGGUUCUGUAGCAGAUGGCUCAUCAUCUUCCUUCUCCUGUCCUAAGUGCUCCUUUCACCACACAGAAGAAGCACAGGUCCAGCAGCACAUUGACAAGGUCCAUUCUGUGGAGACCGAGGAUUACGAGCUGUCCUCUCAGCCCCUCACUGAGGAAGAGGGACGUUUUAGUUGUCAAGACUGUGAAAAGAGCUUUAAGUUCCAAUCCUUACUCAAAGCCCACCAGCGCAUCCACACAGGUGAGCAGCCCUUCCUGUGUUCUCAGUGCGGACGGCGGUUCUCCUUCAAACAGUCCUUGGAGAGGCACAAGCAUACGCACAAGCCUGGGCGCAAGUUCGAGUGCUUGAUCUGCGGGGAGUUCUUCAAGUCCCUGGUGGCUCAGAGAGAGCACAAGAGCACCCACAUGGAGAACGGUGAGUACCUGUGUUCAGAGUGUGGCCGGGCAUUCGCCUGGAAGUCUGCACUGGUGAGACACCUGAAGACCCACAACGAGGAUGUUGACAAGGGGGAUCGCUCUUACAAAUGCCCUCACUGUGACCUGGGCUUCAGCUGUGCCAGCUACCUCAACAGGCACGUCCAGACUCACCAGGAAGAAAGAGUUCACACCUGCAACUGCGGCAAGAGCUUCGCCUACCGGGCAGCUCUCACCGCACAUCAGCGCAUCCAUCAAAAGGAGCGGCCGCACACAUGCACACAGUGCAGCAAGGGAUUCCUCUACAAGGGGGGUUUGCUGAGCCACAUGAAGAUCCACUCAGAGGAAAAGCCCUUCAUUUGCUCCUUCUGCGGUAAGAGCUUCAAGAGGGAACGUAACAUGAAGAAGCACGAGCGCUGCCACACCAGGGAGAAUGUUUUCAGCUGCUCGCAGUGCGACAAGAACUUUGUCUACAAGGCGACUUUGAUCCGACACGAGCUGACUCAUUCAGGCGAGAGGCCGUUCCUCUGCUCUGAUUGCGGGAAAGGCUUCUUUUCCCACGCCGAGCUUCUGAAGCACGAGCGUUUCCACACAGGCCACAAGCCCUUUCAGUGCCCCCACUGUGGCAAGAAAUUCACUCAGUCCUGCUACUUGACCAUCCACUUACGCUACCACACCGGAGUCCGGCCGUACUCCUGCAACGAGUGCGACAAGAGCUUCCUCAGUGCCAACCGCCUAAAGAGACACCAGCGAACUCAUUCAGGGGAAAAACCAUACCUCUGUGUAGAAUGUGGGAAGAGAUUCAGGCAGUCAUAUAACCUCAAAAUGCAUCAACGGACACAUAUAAUGAAGUUAAAAUAGUCAGACUUUAAAGGUAUACUAUGCAGGACCUUCCAAAAAUUCAAUGUAUUAUGGCUGUCCCAAAUGCGAACUUGUGAAGCAUAGGAUAGUGACGGAAAGACCCACCCUACACCCCCUAUGAUUGGCUAGCACUCAUUGCCUUCGUUGGUUGGAUUGGUUUGAUUUUGGGCAAAAUGAUGGGAUUGGUUAGGGUUAGGGUAAGAAUGUCAGGGUAAGCCAAUCAGAGGCAGAGUAUGGCGGGCCAUUCGUUCACUAUGCUAGGAUUAGCAUAUUUGCCUCCUGAAUACCAGUUUUGGGACACUGGAGCUUUGUUGUGAAAUAUUCGUGUUUAAUCAAAGCAUCUAUUGGCCACAAUAGCUAGAAAAAAAAGAAUACUUUGCAAGACGGCUAAGCUGUUACUCAGUUUUCAGAUGAUUUGCCAAGCUGAUUUUAGAACUGUGAUAUGCCGGUUUCUUUUGGUAUAUCUGAUACUUGACUUUUCUGUGGUCAUAUUUGCACAUUUUUUAAACUAUUCCAGCAGCUUGACUUUUUCAACAUCUUGUUAGCAUAACUGUAAGCCUGUCACCCAUGUUCAAACUGCUGUAGUCACCAAACUAGGCCUAUCACAAAGUUUAACUGUCUUUGUUUGAGAAUAACUGAAAAUAAAUAUUGAUGGUUAAUGAAUUA